This is a messenger RNA of Loa loa (African eye worm), 597 nucleotides long. Its product is annotated as zinc finger protein. NCBI's taxonomy places the organism in Eukaryota, Metazoa, Nematoda, Chromadorea, Rhabditida, Onchocercidae. The transcript has 3 exons. The coding region runs from base 1 to 597 and encodes 198 amino acids. The record is from RefSeq and is a predicted model, not a curated record.
AUGUCCUUAUGUCGGACGUACUUUGCGCACGAACAGUCGCAAGGAAUAGGUAGAACACAAGAAAACGCACGACGAACCAUUUAUUUACAAACGCAAACGAUGCAAUUGUGGGCAAACAUUCAAUCAUUCAUCAACAUCCGCGACCAUGGAGUAGCAAUGCAAAAUUCAAUAAAUAUUGCAAUGCAGAAAAUGAAGCCAAGUUGCGGCAAAGUGUUCAUUUCCUUUGGCGCAGUGAGGCAGCAUUUAGAAAAUAUUUGUUCUAACCUAACUGCGGCACAUCCGCCAUUCGGGCAUGCUUUGAGAAAUAUGCGUAAGCAUCAGAAGUUGCGCGGCAUCUUCAGUGCUACCAAAACUAUGAGUGUCCUUAUGUCGGAUGUACUUAGUACACGUACAGUCCCAAGUAGUAUACGGAACACAAGGGAACGCACAGCGAACCAUUUAUUUGCAAAUGCAAACAACCCACUUGUGAGCAAAAGUACAAUUGUAGCGCGUCAUUAUUCUCUCACAAGAAAACCUAAAUCUCAACUGUGGCAAAUUCUUCAGCCACAAGUACACCUUGCAAAGAUCAUAAAACAAUGCUUCGUAACUUCUCGUUAG